Molecule: messenger RNA, 3258 nt
Organism: Sabethes cyaneus
Lineage: Eukaryota; Metazoa; Arthropoda; Insecta; Diptera; Culicidae
Exons: 2
Coding region: 1-3258 (1085 amino acids)
Biological process (GO): DNA integration
Molecular function (GO): nucleic acid binding
Source: RefSeq, a predicted model, not a curated record
AUGGUUGAAACCUUGUUCGGUUGGACAUUCUCCGGUCCGACGUGCAUCGAUUCUUGCGGUACGACAGCCUGUCUCCUAUCGACCAAGGAAGAUAUUCUUGAUGUCACCCUCCGAAAAUUUUGGGAGAUCGAGACUAUCCCAACUCAAUCGACACAUUCCACUGAUGAGCGGACCUGCGAGGAACUGUACGAGAAAACUACCACCCGAAGUAACACUGGGCGAUACAUAGUUCGCCUACCCAAAACGGAUAAUCCAGAUAUCAUCUUGGGAGAUUCCCGAAGCAUCGCUGAACGUCGAUUCCUCAGCUUAGAGCGCCGUUUAGAACGAAGCCCGGACGUCAAAACUGCAUACCAUCAAUUUAUGGCAGAUUAUGAGCGUCUAGGGCACAUGAAACGUCUUGAUGAACCAGUAGACAGCAGUCCGGAAGAUCCCAUUGCAUCGUAUCAACUCCAAACGGUAACCUAUGGCACCGCGUCUGCCCCAUACCUUGCCACCAAAACGCUACAAAGACUUGCUAAAGAUGCAGCUGAACGUUUCCCCGCUGCCGCCGGGCCCGUUACUGAUGACUUCUAUGUCGACGAUUUUUUGUCUGGAGCCGUCAAGACAGCACUCCUACUUCGCCGCGAAGUCUCCGCAAUGCUCGAGUCAGCAGGACUCCCAAUCAAGAAGUGGGCAUCCAAUUCACUCGAGGUUCUCGAAGACAUUCCACGAGAAGACCAAGCAAUCCAGCCUUGGUACGAUCUCCAAGAUGAGCAGUCCGUCAGCACUCUCGGCUUAGUGUGGGAGCCCCGCUCCGAUUCUCUCGGUUUUAAAGUACAACUUCCCCUGCCUGCGGCCACUCUAACGAAGCGUACGAUCAUGUCGUACAUAGCACGAAUUUUCGACCCCUUAGGACUAGUGGGUCCGGCUGUUACCAAAGCAAAAAUCUUCAUGCAGCGCAUGUGGGCGCUGAAAACCUCCGAUGGCAAACGUUUUGAUUGGGACCAGCCUUUACCGCAAACCCUGCAGCUUGAGUGGAAAGAGUUCCACAAUACCAUCGACCUACUACGCCAAGUACGAGUUCCACGUUUUGUUGCAAUUCCGGACGCAAUCAGUUUUGAACUGCAUUUUUUCGCCGAUGCGUCAGAGAAGGCGUACGGCACCUGCUGUUUCGUUCGUGCUCAAUCAUCCCAACAAGUAACUGUUCAGCUCCUAACCUCCAAAGUUCAAAGGUCGGCACCGCUCGCCGCACGUCAUACCAUCGCCCGGUUGGAGCUCUGUGCAGCUCAUCUAUCAACGCAGCUCUACAAGAAGGUGGCAGCUGCUCUCAAAUUUCCCUAUAUAGCAUAUUUUUGGUCCGACUCCACAACAACCCUUCAGUGGAUUCGUUCGUGCCCCGGACGUUGGAAGACCUUCGUGGCGAAUCGAGUCACACACAUCCAGCUUUCAAGUCCAAUUGACAACUGGAAGCAUGUAGCAGGUAUUGAUAACCCGGCCGACGAUAUAUCCAGAGGUUUGAGCCCCGCCGAAAUCCUAAACAAAACACGUUGGUGGAAUGGACCACCAUGGCUUGCUCUACCUCCGGAAUCCUGGCCUGCUGGUGCACUUUCCAAUGUAGAACCACCCGAAUUAUCCCAAGAAAGCAGAAAGACUCCGAUUGUCGUCAUGACCGCAACUCAAAUCAACUUUAACGAAAGACUGUUUUCCCGUUUCUCAUCAUAUUCCAAGCUUCGUAGGACUGUUGCUUACUGCCUGCGGUAUUGUCAGCUGCUGCGUGACCGGGCGAUCUUUCACCGUAGCAGCCCAGCAACACAUACACAGCUCAUCGUAAAGGGGACUACAAAUGCACCCUUUCAAGCACUGACUACAGAUGAACUUCACUCAGCCGAAAGAAUCCUCUGUCGUCUGGCCCAGCACGAUUCGUUUCCCGAAGAGCACAGUGAUCUCGCUGCUGGUGAUUUCGUUUCCAAAACCAGUCCUCUUAAGUGGUUGAGUCCCCAAUAUGACCAGUUCGGAAUCAUCCGCGUUGGCGGACGAUUGAGCAAUGCUGAACUACCGGAAUAUGUUAAACAUCCCAUUGUACUGAGCGCCAAACAUCCAUUGGCCAAUUUAUUGGCAGCACACUACCAUAAAAGAUUGCUGCACGCUGGACCUCUGCUGAUGCUUUCCAGCCUUCGACAGAAAUUCUGGAUUUUAGGUGGGAGAAAUCUAGUUCGACGAAUUUUUCAUCAAUGCCAUGUGUGCUUCCGAAAGAAGCCCCAGUUAAUUCAACAAAGUGUAGCUGACCUUCCAUCAUCCCGAGUAACUCCUGCUCGCCCAUUCACCAUCUGUGGAGUAGAUUAUUGCGGCCCAUUUUACGUGAAAUCUGAAAUACGGAAAAGAGGGCCAACGAAGGUUUAUGUAGCAAUAUUCGUUUGCUUCUCGACACGAGCCGUCCAUAUAGAGCUCGUGAGCGAUCUCACCACAGCUGCAUUUCUAGCUGCACUUCGUCGAAUGAUCUCCGAUAGAGGGUGGCCUACGGAAAUUCAUUCGGACAAUGCUACCACCUUUAAAGGUGCUUCCAACGAACUUCGCCGCUUGUACGAAAUAUUUAAGAACGACCAAGCGGCACGAACUGAGAUUUUCACAUGGUGUGCGAAUAAUGAAAUUCGAGGGAAAUUCAUUCCACCCCGCGCCCCUCACUUCGGAGGAUUGUGGGAGGCUGCCGUAAAGUCGGCUAAGUUCCACCUCCUCAAGGAAAUAGGCAACCACUCCAUCACCCGCGAAGACCUGGUAACUCUGCUGGCCCAGGUUCAGAUGAUGCUGAAUUCCCGCCCACUGACACAUAUACCAUCGCAACCACAAGACUUGGAGGUCCUUACGCCGGGCCAUUUUCUAGUUGGUACCAAUCUGCAAGCCGUCGUCGAAACAGACCUCAAAAAUGUUCCUGAUAAUAAGCUUACGCACUGGGAUUUGACACAAAAACGGUUCCAGAAUAUUUGGGCACGCUGGUACCCGGAGUAUUUACAGCAAUUACACACCCGGGCUACCAAAACAUGCCAAACACCAACAGAUAUCCAAAUAGGACGAGUUGUCAUCAUUAAAGAGGACGACGUGCCACCUGUUCAGUGGCCACGUGGGAGAAUCAUUAAGACUCAUCCAGGAAAGGACGGGAUCAUCCGGGUCGUCACGUUGAAGACUGCGAGCUCGGACAACGUUGUUCGACCUGUCGCAAAACUUGCCUUCCUGCCUAUGCCAGAUAGCCGCCAGUUAGCAGAAUCAGCCGUCAAAGACCAGUAG